Molecule: messenger RNA, 1487 nt
Organism: Medicago truncatula (barrel medic)
Lineage: Eukaryota; Viridiplantae; Streptophyta; Magnoliopsida; Fabales; Fabaceae
Product: phenylacetaldehyde reductase
Exons: 7
Coding region: 246-1217 (323 amino acids)
Molecular function (GO): oxidoreductase activity, acting on the CH-OH group of donors, NAD or NADP as acceptor
Source: RefSeq, a predicted model, not a curated record
GAAUCUGAACAACACGACAUAUGGACAAUCCAAUUUAACCACCUGUUUUAUUAUUCAAUAAUCUGAAAUUGCUGACUCAACACAUACAUUUCUUUCUUAAUUACUGGAUGAAUAACAAACAUUAACACUCACUCAUAAGAUAACUCAUUGUUUGGUUUUCUUCUUCUUGUUCUGCGAUACUUGGAUUAAAGUCUCAGAUACACAGUCUUCCUCAACCACACCUAAGGAAAAGAAGGAAAAGCCUGAUGAGUGGGGAAGGAAAGGUGGUGUGUGUGACAGGUGCUUCUGGUUUUAUAGCUUCAUGGAUUGUCAAGUUCCUACUCCAACGUGGUUACACUGUCCGAGCCACUGUCCGUGACCCAAGUAAUCCUAAAAAGGUUGACCACUUGCUUAAACUUGAUGGUGCAAAGGAGAGGUUGCAACUCUUUAAGGCAGAUCUCUUGGAAGAAGGUUCCUUUGACUCUGUUGUUGAGGGUUGUGAUGGUGUCUUUCAUACUGCUUCACCUGUUCGUUUUGUCGUAAAUGACCCACAGGUGGAGUUGAUUGAUCCGGCACUUAAGGGAACUCUUAAUGUUCUUAAAUCAUGUGCAAAGUCAACAUCUGUGAAACGAGUUGUCUUAACUUCUUCUAAUGCUGCAGUUUCAUUUAAUACAAGGCCGAAAAAUCCUGAAGUUGUAGUUGAUGAGACAUGGUUUUCAAAUCCAGAUUUCUGUAGGGAAUCAAAGCUAUGGUAUGUACUUUCAAAGACUUUGGCCGAGGCUGCUGCCUGGAAAUUUGUUAAUGAAAACAACAUUGACAUGGUUUCUCUUAACCCAACAAUGGUGGCAGGACCUCUCUUGCAACCAGAGGUUAAUGAAAGUGUUGAACCAAUUUUAAACCUUAUAAAUGGUAUACCUUUUCCAAAUAAAGCAAUUGGAUGGGUCAAUGUGAAAGAUGUUGCUAACGCCCACAUUCACGCAUAUGAGAUUGCUUCAGCUAGUGGAAGGUGUUUGUUGGCGGAGAGAGUGGUACACUAUUCAGAACUUGCUAUGAUUUUACGUGAUUUGUACCCAACGUUACCAAUUUCAGACAAGUGUGAGGAUGAUGGACCGUAUAUGCCAACAUAUCAGAUUUCCAAGGAAAAGGCCAAGAGCUUUGGAAUCGAGUUUACUCCUUUGGAAAUCAGCCUCAAGGAGACCGUGGAAAGCUUUAGAGAGAAAAAGUUUAUCGACUUUUAAUCCGCCCCGAUAUCCCACUUAAUCAAUAUAUUCAUGACAAGAUGUUAGUGUCAUUUGACUCAUGAAGUGGAAGUGAAACCCAUUUUAGAUUGUUGUUUUUGUUGAAUAAAAAUGUUGACAACUUCGAUCAUUUUCACUUUUUGAUUAUUAUAAACUUCCUUGUUGAGAAGAAAUUAUUAUUAUUAUUGUAAAAUAAGGUGUAUAAACUUUGUAUUUAAUCAAAACGGGCUAAUAUUGCUUGACAAUGGAACAUGUUACUUCGGUUUUAAA